UCCUUCUCACUCAACGCCAAGCUCGAGGCGAUUUUGUGGGAUAUGGAUGGUGUUUUGGCCGACACGGAACGGGACGGACACCGUCCAGCGUUUAAUCAAGCCUUUGCGGAAAACAAACUGGACACGGUGUGGGAUGUCGAUCUGUACGGAAAGUUGUUGGAGACUGGCGGUGGCAAGGAACGAAUGACGGCGCACUGGAACAACGUUGGUUGGCCGGAAAGCAUUCCAGAAAACGUUCGUUCAGAAAAAGUAAAAGAACUGCAUAUGCGCAAGACGGACAUCUUUAUGGAUAUGAUCAAUGCGAAAAGCAUUCCUUUACGACCGGGAGUCUUGCGCAUUAUUGAUGAAGCCAUUGCCGGCGACAUUCAACUAGCUGUCUGUUCGACCAGCAACGAAAAGGCGGUCAGAAAUUUGGUCCAUACUCUAAUGGGAGCGGACCGCGCAAAACGGUUUCGUAUUUUUGCGGGGGACAUGGUGGAGAACAAGAAGCCCGCUCCGGAUGUAUACAACAUGGCGGUAGACGAAAUGGGUUUGGACAAAUCCCGGUGUGUAAUUGUGGAAGACAGUGGGAUUGGUUGGGGAGCGGCGAAAGCUGCAGGGAUUGCCUGCAUCGUGACCAAGAGUUCGUACACGGCACAGGAAGAUUUCACCGGAGCCAAUUUGAUCUUGCAGGAGCUUGGUGACAACCCCGCAACCGGAGUCACGCUGGAAACCUUCGAAGGGCUAUUAUCCUAG
Molecule: messenger RNA, 735 nt
Organism: Phaeodactylum tricornutum CCAP 1055/1
Lineage: Eukaryota; Bacillariophyta; Bacillariophyceae; Surirellales; Neidiaceae
Exons: 1
Molecular function (GO): hydrolase activity
Source: RefSeq, a predicted model, not a curated record